AAGGGGCAGUUGCUGCUAUAGGUGCAGUAGUCGUCACUACAGGGGCAAUAGUGGUCAGUACAAGGGGCAGUUGCUGCUACAGGUGCAGUAGUCGUCAGACACUAAUACAGAUUCGGCAGUCAUCACUGCAGGUUAACGUCCUUUGGGUGAGCCCACUUGCUGCCCCCUGAAAUCUCCUCCUCCUUCUCAUUCCAUGUCCAGGAAUAGAGCCCAGGCUGCCACCUCCCCCUAGUCCGUGGAUGACUCUUGGGCACCCGUUGUUCCAGCCUCAGUUCCCCUUACAUCAUUUUCCUGGAGAAAUCUGAGCUGUGACUAGACAGGGCUGGAUAUAACCUGAACGCACACAGCUGAUGCCUGCUCUCCACCUAGGUGAGGGUCUUGAUGAUCUGAGCGCUCGCACCACCAGGAAGUGUCUGGCUCUGUAAGUCGAUGGCUUCUGCCCUGCACCUAAAGUCAGAGAGGCCAACGCUGAUAGAAGACGGCAUUCCCCCAGCCAAGAAGCCCAGAAAACUGUUACCAAGCUUAAAGACCAAGAAGCCCCAAGAACUGGUGCUGGUGAUCGGGACUGGUAUUAGUGCAGCUGUAGCACCUCAAGUCCCUGCGCUGAAAUCUUGGAAAGGGUUAAUUCAGGCCCUGCUCGAUGCUGCUAUUGACUUUGACCUUCUAGAAGAAGAAGAGAGCAAAAAAUUCCAGAAAUGUCUCCAUGAAGACAAAAAUCUGAUCCACGUAGCUCAUGAUCUCAUUCAGAAGCUCUCACCGCGCACCAGUAAUGUCCGCUCCACCUUCUUCAAGGACUGUCUCUAUGAAGUCUUUGAUGACCUAGAAUCAAAGAUGGAGGACUCGGGGAAGCAGCUCUUACAGUCCGUGCUGCAGCUCAUGGAGCAUGGUGCACUCGUCCUGACAACUAACUUCGACAACCUGCUUGAGAUCUACGCAGUUCAUCAGGGAAAACAGCUGGAAUCCAUAGACCUCACAGACGAGAAGAAGGUACUUGAAUGGGCUCAGGGAAAGAAGAAACUGAGUGUCCUGCAUAUACACGGCGUCUACACCAACCCCAGCGGCAUUGUCCUUCACCCAGCUGGAUACCAGAACGUUCUUAGAAACACUGAGGUUAUGAGGGAAAUUCAGAAGCUCUAUGAGACCAAGUCCUUUCUUUUCCUGGGCUGCGGCCGCACCGUGGACGAUACAACGUUCCAGGCCUUGUUCCUGGAGGCUGUAAAACACAAGUCAGAUCUGGAACAUUUCAUGCUGGUUCGUAGAGAAGAUGUUGAUGAAUUCAAGAAGCUGCGGGAGAACAUGCUAGACAAGGGAAUUAAGGUCAUCUCCUAUGGCACGGAGUACUAUGACCUCCCCGAAUACUUUGAGAGACUAGCAAAUGAAAUCUCCACAAGAGGACGCACAGGAGUAACCAGGGAGGUCCCCCUGAAAAAUGGCCCCAGCCUUGCAAAUUGUCAGAGCAAAGGGCAAUCAAUUGAUCAACAGUUAAGCUUCGAGGAGGAGGAGGAUUCUUGUGAAUCCAGGGGCCAGAUUCUCCCAUUUUUUCUUGAGGACCCUGAGAACUCUAGAACUGACAGGUCCACACAGACGGAUCGAGAACAGAGCACUCUGUCGUCCGCAGUACCCGUGAUGCCUCUGUCAAUGGAUCUGCCGCGCUCGAAUUGUCGCCGGAAAUCAUCUGCACAGCUGCCUCAUACGCUCUACAGCCAGACCUUAUGGACGCAGGAGGAGCAGCUGAGGAGCUUCACAGACGCACAGGAAGGAUUGCGGAAAGGAAUAAUGACCAAGGUGAAUGCGUUACACUUAGAGUUGUGUCAGCUCACCAUGAGCAUUAACAGAAACAGCGGCGUGUUUAAAAAGAUCUUGAACCUGGAGACGGAGAGAAACCAUCUGCUCAGUCACAUGAACUCCAACAUCGGCAAACUCGCCGCAAGUUUACGUGUAUUGGCGAUCGAGCAAAGUGCCAACCAGCAAGAGCUACAAACCUUAUUUGACCAGCAGAGGGCAGGACCUGAGGAAACAACCCCUGGACUGUCACCUUUACCCCCCUCAGUCACAUUAACUCCUCCUCCCUCCCAGUACCGCUACUCCAUGAGAGCCAGAGCAGUGCCUCCCCCUGCCCUAAGCUACAACUCAGACCUAAGGCCCCGGCCUGCUAAGAGGGGACGGAAAUAAGUGUCUUUCAUGAAUAGGAUCUUUGAGUUUUUCAGAUGAAGAAAACGUUUUUUCCCCCCCUAAUUUCUAGGAAAAUAUAAAGCUCCUGAUAUUCUGUGUUGUACAAUUAAACGCUUUGAA
Molecule: messenger RNA, 2292 nt
Organism: Bufo gargarizans (Asiatic toad)
Lineage: Eukaryota; Metazoa; Chordata; Amphibia; Anura; Bufonidae
Gene: SIRAL1
Product: family with sequence similarity 118 member B
Exons: 9
Coding region: 430-2172 (580 amino acids)
Source: RefSeq, a predicted model, not a curated record